Paralichthys olivaceus (Japanese flounder) is the source of this 1369-nucleotide messenger RNA. It is a transcript of the gene fut7, whose product is annotated as fucosyltransferase 7 (alpha (1,3) fucosyltransferase). Gene Ontology annotation, molecular function: alpha-(1->3)-fucosyltransferase activity. The record is from RefSeq and is a predicted model, not a curated record. Gene Ontology annotation, cellular component: membrane. Lineage: Eukaryota; Metazoa; Chordata; Actinopteri; Pleuronectiformes; Paralichthyidae.
UAGCAACCAAAAAAUGAAAUCUGUGAAUGAGAGUGGAGCACAAACAACGAAUCUCCUGAUCAGAAGUGAAGCCGAGGGAUGGAACCUCCGCCGAUACACACCAAUUGCAGGGAGGUGAUAACACUGAAAAUGAAAAGGUUCAUCCUCAUCCCCAUCCUUUGUGUUUUAAUGCUCUGUCUUUACAACAUCUGGCUGGGAGGGCUUGAUGAUCUGACAGCCAACAGCAGCAGCAGCAGCCGCAGCUGCUGCAGCAACAGCAGCAACAGCAGCAACAGAACUGUGACCAUCUUGAUGUGGUACUGGCCCUUCGACAUGCAUUAUAACCUCAAGGGCGACGUGUGCUGGGACCUCUACCGCAUCCCUCGCUGCAGACUGGUGGACAAGCGCACCUUGUUCUCUUCAGCCGAUGUGGUGGUCUUCCACAACAGAGAGCUGAUGCAGGGACGCCAGAAACUGCCAUUAGCUCUUCCACGGCCGCAGUUGCAGAGGUGGGCCUGGAUGUCCCUGGAGUCCCCAGUUCACAAUGGAAAUUUGCAUCAGUAUGCAAAUAUUUUCAACAUGACCAUAACCUACAGGAGGGAUUCUGAUGUCACGGUACCGUAUGGCGAGCUGCUACCAAAGGAGACCAGAGGACAUCUGGUGACAAACAACCUUCAGAAUAAGAGCACUCUGGUCUGUUGGGUGGUCAGCAACUACCAGAAGCACCACAAGAGAAGCCAAGUGUACAGCAAGCUUAAUGCUGCAGUUCCUGUGAAGGUUUAUGGGCAAUGGACAAAGACCCUCCUUUCAUCCGCUGACCUCUUACCUACAAUCUCUCGCUGCUACUUCUAUUUGGCUUUUGAGAACUCAGUCUCCAAAGAUUAUAUCACAGAAAAGUUGUGGAAGAAUGCUUAUCAAGGUGGGGCAGUGCCUGUUGUCCUGGGACCGCCGCUGAGCGAUUAUAAAGCUGUGGCCCCACCUAAGUCCUUCAUCCACGUUGAUGAGUUUGCAUCAGUAAAAGAAUUAGCGAAGUAUCUGCAAGAGCUGGCAAAGGACAAAAAACGCUAUGGUGAAUAUUUUACCUGGAAACAAGAGUGGAAAGUGAGACUGUACACCGACUGGAGAGAGAGACUCUGUAGCAUCUGUUUAAAGUACCACAGUUUACCUCAGCAGAAAGUUUACUCUGAUUUAACGGCCUGGGCCAAUUCUGAUGGCGUCUGAGUUGGAACAGUUCUGGCUCAGUAUUAAUCAAUGAAUGGCGAAUUUAACCCUAUUGGUGACAUAGACACCAUGGCCUCAAAUUCUGCAGCAGGGUGAAUAUAGUUUCUUUUUUAUAUUAUUUUUAAUGAAAUUCUCAUAUUUUUUGCUGUGCUGCUUGAAUAAAGAGAAU